Exophiala spinifera is the source of this 2082-nucleotide messenger RNA. RefSeq lists its product as uncharacterized. The coding region runs from base 1 to 2082 and encodes 693 amino acids. Lineage: Eukaryota; Fungi; Ascomycota; Eurotiomycetes; Chaetothyriales; Herpotrichiellaceae. The transcript has 2 exons. The record is from RefSeq and is a predicted model, not a curated record.
AUGCCCACACCGGGCUACGUCUUUCGCGACGGGGGAGCCACUCCUCCUGCAGAAGAGACCCCAGACUCUGAGUUUCGCAAACGAAUCACCGAGGCCUCAAAGGCUACAACGGCAACAGACAAGGCUCCUCUGGCCCAAAACUCUUCUACAAGCCACCAACUGGCCACUGGUGCAGGUGACCACGAAGAAUUGGGUGCGGCUCAAAAGGCUGGUAGGGAAGAUCGUACAACCAAUUUGGGAUGGCAAGCCAAUGCUGUGGGUGUAGGAACUUUGGUCGGUGGACUGCUCAAUGAAGAUCUGUGGGCGCUGCAAAUGUACCAUGUGAAAGCGAUUCCGGAAGCACCACCUGGAGGGUUGGAUCUUAACAUUGCUGAAGAGGAUGAAUUCUCCCCUGACAAAUUGCGUGCCAACCUCGAACGGCUGUACAUAACGGUCAUUGUCGGCGUCAUUGGUUUUUGGAAACAUAUUGCCAGACUGCGAUCAUGGCGCGAGCCACGUCGAACUGCUGCUUUCGCUGCAGUCUACUUGCUGGCAUGGAUUUUCGACUUUAUCGUUCCUACCAUGUUGGCCACCGUUAUCGUGCUCAUCACUGUGCCGCGCUCCCGCAGCAUCCUCUUCCCUCCUGCUCCGAUUCCCCUCGUGGACCCCAAAACCGGAGGCGUGCAGAAGCCGAUGGCUGGAGUUCUUGGUAGUACUGAUAGUGUGACUGGAGCUCCAGAGAAGCACAAGGGCGAAGCUGUCGAACAGGAAGCCAGCAACCUCGUCAGUGGCAUCGCCUCGGUGGCCAUUUCAAGUGCCGCUGGUCGACAUGAUCAGUCGAAUCCGGACGAUGACGGUGGUAGCAAGACUAUCAACAGUAGCAUGCCUGAUCCUACAAAUAUUGCCACCAGUGCCGCCGAUGCUUCUGCCGCUGCACAGGGUGGUGUUCCGGAACCAACUCAUGACAAGACCAAGCAGCCUAUGGAAGCUGCUGUGUGGGCCAAGAUGCGUCCUACUAUGCAUGCAAUUGGUGAGAUUUCAGAUGGCUGGGAGCGCAUAGCCAACGCUCUAUCUCCCACACCACCAUUCGAGCAGAACAAGCGUCUUCAAUUGGGUGCCAUCUUCGUUCCUCUUCUGCUUCUUUCAUUGUUUGUCAAGGCACAGUGGGUUGUCAAGGGAACGACGUUCUUCACCGGAAUUGCCUUUUUCUCGGACCCCGUUAUGCAACGAAGUAUUGCCCUCUUGAACGAGAAGAUCCCUGACUGGCCAAAGUAUCUGGAGAUCCGCAACACACUGCUCAAAGGUGUACCUACCAAUGCGCAACUUACCAUCACUUUGCUUCGAAUUGGUGAAGCCAACCGAGCUCCAUUGCCUCCUCCGCCGAGAUCGGCCCAACCACCUGCGGACAAGCCGGCAGACGAUGUUGACAAGCAGGCAAUUACCGAGAAUGGGCUCGACGCUACACAUUCCGAGAUUGAAGAUGCUAUUACGGUAGAUCAACCAAGCGGAGAAGAAGCUGGGGAAGCUGAAGAUCAAAAGAAGAAGAAGGGAGGAUUCGGCGCCAAACUCAUGUCUGUUUUCAAGCAUACCACAGCCGGAGGCGUCGAGACGAAGCUUGCGACAGAUUCUGCUCGAGCUGCUCUUGGUUCUCACCAUGCCAAGGAGAAGCUGGGCGUAUUGCCCUCUCGAGAAGAGAUGAAGCAGAAACCUGUCGAAGGACCCGUCGAAUUCAAAGGACGAUACAAUGGCCGGAAGGGAGCUGUGUACGUGGACAGUAGGGUUUCACCGGCAAAUGGUCACCGACCAGCUUCGCCGUGUGUGUACUUCACUACACAUCUUGAUGGAACCGAAGGGGUCGAGAGCAUGCCGCGAGAUCCCGACUGGGCUGUUUCGAUACCCGACAUCGUUGAGAUCAAGAAGAUCGGAGGCAUAGGUUGGAAAGGUAAGAUUGUUGUAGGGUGGGCCACGAGCAGAGAAGUCAAGGAUGGAAUUGAAAUUGUGACAAAGGACGGCAAGAGAUACCGUGCUAUGGCGCUCAGCGAACGAGAUGAAUUGUUCAAUCGACUUGUGGCCAUGGGACAACAGGUAUGGGAGAGCUACUAG